Molecule: messenger RNA, 3701 nt
Organism: Penaeus chinensis
Lineage: Eukaryota; Metazoa; Arthropoda; Malacostraca; Decapoda; Penaeidae
Product: putative neural-cadherin 2
Exons: 15
Coding region: 1-3654 (1217 amino acids)
Molecular function (GO): Notch binding; calcium ion binding
Source: RefSeq, a predicted model, not a curated record
AUGCCCUUCGCCCCCAGGUACGAGCUCUACUUCAAGGCCUCGGACCGGGCGUGGGGGCAGCAGGACGUCCCAGCCAACGUGACCGUGGGCGUGCGCUAUCUCUCCCCCGACGCCCUCGCCCAUGCCGUGCCUCUGACGCUCACGCCCACCACGCCCUCGGCCCUAACGCGGGGCUGGGUCCCUAAGCAAGGCGGGGGCGGCCUCGGUGUGCUGACGAGGGCGGUGCUGCAAGUCGCGGGCGCCGACGCGGAAUUCGUCGAGAUCGUCAGCUUGUUCGGCAUGCAAGGGAACGGCGGAACGGACCAAGACUCCCCCAACGCCUUCGUCGACGCCGCCUGCGUGUGGUUGAGUGUGAGAGUGAGCGGAGGAGGCUUCAUGGAUCCCGUGAAGCUCCAGGGGCUUCUGUCGCUCAAUCUCCCUUAUGUGAGUAUUUUUAGGGUGAAGCUUGAGAAACUGAUGAAGCUGCGCGUGGCUGUGGUGGACGCGGGGCAAGACAGGCAGAGCGAAACAUCAGCCACGUCGUCCACCUCGAGGAAUUUGGACCCUCAAGACGCCCUCGGUUCCUACAACCCUUCGUCAGUGGCGUCCUUAGCCUCCACUGCUCUCCCUCUGCAAGUCGUGGAUUCCAACAUCACCUCCCUGGUGACGCCCCGGAUCACCCGCGCCCACGACUGCCACGCCCACACCCGCUAUGAGAAGGAUACUUGCACGUCUUGUCUCAAUGGCGGGCGAUGCAUGAGAUCUCCCGAAGGACAUAACCGUAUGUGUAAUGGACUGUGGGAACUUUGUGAAUUCAACUUUGCUUACGAGUUUAGUCAGAGGUGCAUCUGCCCCGGGCGCUCGUGGGGCUCUCGCUGCAAGAUCCUCUCCCGCUCCUUCGGCGGCUCGGACUGGGCGUGGCUGCGUCCCCUCCCGCCCUGCCUCCCGACGACGCUCUCGCUCCGCCUCCUCACGCGCCGCCCCAACGCCCUCCUCCUCUACACGGGCCCUCUGUCGCCCUCCUCCGCCCGCACGAGCUUCCCGCCCGCGCCCAUGAUGGUUCUUCAGCUGGUGGAUGGGCGCCCGCAGCUGCUGAUGGAGGGUUCUCGAGGCCCCGUCAGGCUGCUGGUGAACACGACGCUGAACACCGGCUCGUGGCACACUGUUCAUGUUCACCUGCACGCGAAGGGCGUUGCUCUUAUGAUUGACUUGUGUGGACGUCAGUGGGCCUCAAAGGAAACGGCCCCGAGGAGCCCUUGCAUCGCUCGCUCUCCGUGGGCGGAGCCUCGGAAUACGGAGGGGUGGAUGAGCAGCUUGCCUCUGCAGGUGGGCGGGAUGGCUCACCCACGCCCGCAGCCCAAGGACUUCGGCUGGACUGGAGGCGCCCAUCUGCACGAGGGGCUGCAGGGGUGUGUCUCGCACCUGACUGUCAACGGAGAGGUAGCGAUCAGAAGCUUUUUGGUAGUCUCUGUGUCUGUCGGAAGGAAGCUGACUGACCUGGGCGAGCCGGCCUUCAGCAGCGGAAGCAAGUCCGGCUGCGCCCUCCAGGAACAAGCCUGCCAGGGGCGUGGAGAGGACCAGGAAUCCUACGUCGGGAGGUGCGGACUCCAAGGGCGCUGUGGCGGUGGCCUCAACGCCCCCACAUGCCAGUGCGACCCCGGGUGGGCGGGGGACCUCUGCGCCACGCCCACUGUGCCGGCCGCCCUCGGACCCGGUUCCCACGCUACCAUAGCACUGUCCUUUAGUCCGGAUCCCUACGUCCUCUCGGUCCAGCUGAGGGUCCGGACACGCGGGAGGACGAGUGGGCUCCUACUCAGGACUUCGGAUGAUCGCCGCGCGCCCGCCCUGGCCGUGCACGUGAGUCCUGAAGGCUCGCUGCGCGACGGCGUGGUGUGCGGGUCUCUGGAGCAGGCGACGGGGCGGCAGGAGACGUGCGUGGAGGGCUUUCCUGUAGGAGAUGGUGCCUGGCACGCUGUCACGGUGGCACGACAUGGCUUCAACUUCUUCACCGCGGUCGACGACGGUGAAGGUUGGAGGAGGAACGAGAGCAUUGCGUCCCUCGCCAAAGGGUCUCCGGACGGCGCUGACGGGGACGGGACGGGCAGGGAGUCGUCUCGGUUCUUGUCCUCGACGUCGCCCACGCCCACGCCCAUCAAUGUGGAGCGGGUGGUGAUCGGGGGCCUGGCGGAGAACGUGGACGCCAAUAUGGUGUCGGUGGAGGAGGAUUUGAGUGAGAGCUGCAUUGACGACGUCCGCAUAUCUGGCCACCCUCUACCCCUGCCACCUGCCUCCAACGUGACCAAAUGGGGCGAAGUGACCACCUCUAACCAGCUGGGUCGCGGAUGCCCUGGACCUGACCUCUGUGCCAAUACCACCUGUAUCCCACCCCUUACAUGCCAUGAUUCAUGGAAGCUCGCCACCUGCAGCUGCGCCCCCGGUCAGCACCUGGUGGGGAGAGUCUGCCAAGAUAUCGACGAGUGUGUCUUCCAGCCUUGUCUCCACGGAGGAACCUGUUACAACCUCCUCCCCGGCUACCACUGCCUCUGCGGCCCAGCUCACGUCGGGAACAACUGCCAGUGGACCAAAGUGGCUCCUGAUUCAUAUCCACUUAUGGCACAUGCGGCCCUGGCGCUGCUUACUCUGUCGGUGCUUCUGUCGGUGGUCCUCCUGGUGCUCCUCGUCCUCCGGCACCACUAUGCUGACGGCGCGACAUGUGGCGAUAUGUGUCGAGAAGGCUGUGGCGACGGGGAAGAUACAGACGCUCCUGUAGUAGUCGAGGAAGGAGGAGGAGGAGGAGGAGGAAAAAGAGGAAGAAGAAGAGGUCACAAGCGCUGUUCUUCCUCUUCUCGUGGUACUAAGUUGCCUGAGGGAGAGAAAGUCCUCCUUCAGGAACUUAAGAUGGAGGAAGUACCUGGCACAGACCUUCCGCCAUCUUCCCUCGUAGACAAGAGCCCUCACUCCCUCACCCCCGGCGGCCGCCCCAUGAACCAAGCCCACGCCCACGACGCCCAAAGCAAGCGGGACAUUCGCGCGGCGCCCACGGGGGGAGCGACGCCCGGGGGAGAGCGUGAGGCGAGAGGCGAGGGCGGGGACGACGGUCGGGAAGCGAAGGACGCCCUCCUGACGGCGGGGCGGUCCUCCUCUCCGGGCGGCGGGGGGCAGGAGGGGCGUCCGAGGGGAGGGAGCCUGACGCUGCGAGGGGGCGGCGCCAGGGGCAGGCAGGUCGUCCUCUGCGCCGCCGUGGGGAGCGGAGAUAGGUCGUCUCUGUCGUUCCUGACGCACGACGACCUCAGGGCCUACGCGUACGAGGGGGACGCGUCGCCUUCAGGGUCCCUCACCUCGACUGUCAUGGGCCUGAGGACGAGAUCGGUCGAGGAAGGCAGCGUGAAGCCCCUCUUGGUCGAGUACGAGGAGGUACUUGGCCUCUUGAACGAUCUCCCGGACGCCUCCCGCCCCCAUCAGAUCCCCCAGCCACCUCCUGAAGCAGAGGAAGUCCUCCUGAAGGCGACGACGACGACAACCAGUAAGGAGCCCUCCGCUGUUGCCACAUCUGAAGACAAGGCGAUGCCCCUGAACAGCUCGAAUGGUAAAAGUGGCAACAGUGAGGAAUGUGCAGGGAGUCUAACAUCCAGAGCGGCGAGAAAAGGAUGGAAGAGCGUGUUUCCUUUCCGGUAGGGGAGAGGGAGAGGGAAAGGGAGAGGGAGUGAGAGGGAGAAAAUGAG